Messenger RNA from Aureococcus anophagefferens, 531 nucleotides. Its product is annotated as expressed protein. NCBI's taxonomy places the organism in Eukaryota, Pelagophyceae, Pelagomonadales, Pelagomonadaceae. The annotation marks the transcript as partial. The transcript is spliced from 2 exons. The record is from RefSeq and is a predicted model, not a curated record.
CGCUCGACGGCGCGGGCGUCCGCGCGCGCGUCGUCGCGGCCGACGACGCCGCGUUCGCGGCGCUCGCCGCGGGCGCGUACAACGUCGUCCCGCCGGACAGGCUCGGCGUCGACGCCGACGCCGCGCCCCUCGUCCAGCAGUUCGUCUCGCGCCUCUUCCCCAUGGGCCACGUCAAGUCCACGACGCCCGACGACGCCGCGUUCUUCGCCGCGUUCGAGGCGUCGCCGAAGUGGCUCCGGCUCCAGGACUGAGGCCGGCGACGCGUCCGUCGGGGCGCUCGUCCCGGGCGCGCCGCGUUCCGGCGUCGCGUUCCGGCGUCCGCGAACGCGUCGUCCGGCGACUCCGACGACGCGUCCGGGGAACGCGGGCGAACCCGCGACCUGCGUCGACGUUCGCCGAUGCGCCGAUCGCGCGCCACUCCCACCGCGCGGACCCGGCCCUCGCGCGAAACAUGAGCCCGAUCCCCGACCUCGACUCCCGACCCGGCCGAACGGCGCCCGCCCGCCCGGGCGACCUAAGGACCACGACGCG